Molecule: messenger RNA, 1888 nt
Organism: Brassica oleracea var. oleracea
Lineage: Eukaryota; Viridiplantae; Streptophyta; Magnoliopsida; Brassicales; Brassicaceae
Product: receptor-interacting serine/threonine-protein kinase 4
Exons: 2
Coding region: 14-1888 (624 amino acids)
Cellular component (GO): plasma membrane
Molecular function (GO): protein phosphatase regulator activity; protein phosphatase 1 binding
Source: RefSeq, a predicted model, not a curated record
UAUUUAUAUAUUUAUGGAUCCUGAGACAUAUAGGGCAGUGGUUAUGGGUAAGGUGCAAGAUCUUGAAAAGAUUUUGCAGGAAAAUGAGAUUCCUGUUCUUGAUCAGGUCACUUUUCAAGGAAACACAAUCCUGCAUCUUGCGGCCAUCUAUGGUCAUGACCACUUAGUGCGGCGUAUUCUUGACCAUGAGCUAGACGUUCUUAGAAGUUGGAACCCUAACAUCGUUGGUAACUUUGCUCCCAGUUUAUCCCAUUACCAGACUCUUCUUGUGAGACAGAACUCAGAAGGAAACCUUGUUCUCCAUGUAGCAGCUGCUGCAGGACACGAGCUUAUAGUUGACUAUCUCGUUGAGUCUCUGAGGCGGCUUCCUCAAGAUAGAAACAUUGUGGUUAGAUCAGAGCAGAUACUAGUUGGUAAUAUUUUCAGCGUCUCUAACAAUGAUGGGUUUACUGCAUUGCACCUCGCCUUGAAAGGGAACCAUGUAGCUGUUUCUUUGCAGCUUGUUCGGGAAGAUCAGAGCACUUGCUUUCUUUUGGACAAGGAGGGUGUGUCUCCAUUGUAUAUGGCGGCUGAAGCUGGUCAUGUUUCACUUGUAGAGCAUAUGUUACAUGGUUUGAACGCAAGCUUUGUUGGCAAGUCUGUGGUGUGUGCUGCAUUGAAAAGCAAGAAUCUCGAUGUUCUAAGAGCUAUAUUGGAGAGUGACUCAGAUCUGGUAGACUCUAGGGAUGAAGAUGGAAGAACUCCACUUGCUUUUGCAGCAUCCAUUGGAUAUGACAUAGGGGUUGAGCAUAUGCUAACCAGAUUUGGAAGUUCUACACAGAUUGCUUACAUAAAGAGUGAAGAUGGUUCUUUCCCUAUCCACUCAGCUUGCGUUGCAAGUCGCAAGACUCGCAACGCAGCUCUCAAGGUGAUAUUAAAACACCACCCGGAUACAAUAGAGAUGCUUAACUCACAAGGACAAAAUGCUCUUCAUGUGGCUGCUGAAAAUGGGAACGCAGGAGCUGUUGGCUAUCUGCUCAGAAAAGCUGACGUCAAAAGGUUAAUCAAUGAGCAAGAUUUAGAAGGAAACACACCGUUACAUUUAGCCAGCAUCAAUUCUCAUCCCAAGGUUGUGAGUCUCUUCAUACAUGAUAGCAGAGUUGACUUGAAAGUAUUGAAUCACAAAGGGUUCACUACUUUGGAUGCAGCAGAGGAGUAUAUGGCUGCAAUUCCUUCACUCCAACAGUGGUUGAUAUGGGUGGCAUUGGUGUCUGCUGGUACCACUAGAGCCCCACGUGUUCAUCUGAAAGCAGACAGUCCUACCACAGAAGAAGACUUCACAUUAAAAAUUUACAAAGACAGAGUCAACACUCUUCUUGUGGUGGCAACACUUGUGGCUACAAUGGCUUUUGCUGCUGGCUUGAGUGUGCCGCUAGGUUACAACAGCACAGAGUUCAAGUCAAAUGUGAAGCAUUCAUACAAAGAAUCUGCGUUUAAUGCCUUCGUCAUCUGUAACAGCAUUGCCGUCUAUAGUGCUGUUAUAUCAACAGUUGCUCUUAUAGGGACACAGUUGGCUGACAUGAAGUGCAUGCUGACUACUUUCAAGUUUAUUGUGCCACUUCUUGGGUUUUCUAUUAUCUCCAUGUCUUUGGCUUUUGUCGCAGGCUUAUACCUUGUCUUGGGACAGCAUCACUGGCUUGCAAUAUUUGUCUUGGCUUCGGGAGGCUUUUAUCUCAUGGCUCUGCUUCUGCUUAUUAUCCCUUACGCUUCGCCUUAUACUUUUAGUCCAUUAGUUUUUCGCUAUUUUUUGCGGUUUCCUUUUUCCAUGUUGGUUUUCUUUGCGUACUGGAGAGAUGGCACUGAUGGGGAGUGCUCUUCACGAGUUUUCCGUUGGUCAUUUAUUGGCUAA